This is a messenger RNA of Mytilus trossulus (common blue mussel), 5880 nucleotides long. RefSeq lists its product as uncharacterized. The record is from RefSeq and is a predicted model, not a curated record. The transcript is spliced from 7 exons. Gene Ontology annotation, biological process: regulation of apoptotic process; apoptotic process. Lineage: Eukaryota; Metazoa; Mollusca; Bivalvia; Mytilida; Mytilidae. The coding region runs from base 1261 to 2718 and encodes 485 amino acids.
UUGUGAGUCAAACGAACCCCCCUUUGGAAAUUCCUGGCUACGGGCCUGCCUGCACAUUCAAUGAUUCAGAAAUCGGCUGUAAAGGUAAAACUGGUUAUGCACUAUAGGUCAAGAUAUAAAAAGUUCUUUAUAUGAAAGCAAAAAAAAACAACUUUAAAAUGCCGACAUAUGCCGAAAAGUAGCUCCUGAGGGGUUACGAUAAGAUUUCCUGCUUAAUUCUAGAGACAUGGAAGUGAGUAAAAAUUUCAUACUCCUUCUGUAGGUCUGUGUAUUGAUAUUUUUUAGAGUGAAAUAAUAUCAAAACAUUAAAAAAUAUGGGUCAACUUAAGGAUUUUGCUAAAACAUCCACUGAGCCUUUACUACAUUAAUUGAUAUCUCGAUAAAUUAUUUAUCCAUGAUGAUGAUGUACUGGUAUUUUUAAAACAUAAAAGUCAUAUUCCCAAAAAACCUUGAGCUUGGACACAGACUCAUAUUUUUUUUUAAAUUUGGUUGAUUAUAUAGGGAAUCACUGAAACAUGAUCGAACAUUUAUUAAAACUUCUGGAUCCACCACUGGGUCACAUAAGUUGCACCCUAGAUACUUUACUUGAGUAUGUCAAUAUUUGUUUUUUAUUUCCCUUUUGUCUCAAUUAUAAGCACUUAUUUUAGCAUACAACAUGAAUAUAAUAAACAAACAUCAUAGGAUUUCUUUACAGUGUUGUAAACCUGGAGAUAUUAUAAAUAUUAAAGGAAGUCUAAGUUUUCUGUUUGAAUUCUUUCAUUAAAUAAUCACUGCAUUUUUAUUUAAUUUUGUAUUAUUAACAGCUCAACUGCAGGCUAGGGGCCAUUUUCCAUUUAUUAUGACUUUUUCCUUUGUUACAACUUUCAACAGUAAAAAGUGAGGAUUAAAAAAAUCACUUUUUCUAAAAACGUAUUUAAACUUUGGGUGUUCAGCUGAAUUUUGUAUCAGACAUAAUCUUAGACUUGUCUCUGAAUAUCCUGAUGAUGUUAAAUUCAACCAUCAUUUUUUCAUUCUGAUUCAAACAUUUGAAUUGUGAUUGCAUCAUGUUUAAUGGGAACUUGUGUGUUUUUCAGUAUUAAAUGGCAUACAAAUGUGCAUAUACCAGUGUAAAUAGUUUUAAUUAAUUUCUCUCUUUCCCUCAUUUUGAAAUUAUUAUCCACUCAUCUUGAAAGUUGUGAGAAAACUUAAUUUAUUUAACAAUAUUUCAUUAUUGUACAUGCAAAUGUAUAUAAAUGUGAUUUUCUUCAAAAUUUUUGUGACAUGAAUACAUGUAUUACACUUUUUCAUCCUCCUUUACAGCAUAGCAAAGAGAUUCCACUCAAAGUUUUUAGUGGCAAUAGAAUGAUAAGAAAAGGAAUAAUGGCUUCUUCAUAUAGUGAUUUAAUUGAAAAAUGUAAGGAGAAAUUCAUGGUUGACAGCAAUAUAAUUAGAUUGGUAUUAGAUGCUGAUGGAGUUGAAGUGGACCACGACUUCUUUAGAACUUUGGAAGGAAACACCCUACUGAUGUUACUGACAGAAGACGAGCAAUGGAUGCCUGCAGACAAUAAUUUCACUCAGAAUGUGGAUAGACAACCGUCACAUGAAAGAGUUACUUUAAAAUCAGAAGAGGAAAAGAUGAUUGCAAUGAUAGACAAGUUAAAAGAAAAAGUGAAGAAAAGGAAACUAGAACCUGCAAGACUUGAUAGGGAGCUGAACAACACACCUAGUAGCAGUAACUUAAAAUUUCAUUGUGGCUGGAAGCAUUUCUCCUUUGCAUCAAAUGUAUAUAAACAAGUCAAAGUCAAUUCAAGAAAACUCAAAGUAACUGAAUGUGUUAACCAAGUGAUAUAUGUUAAACAAAAUGCAACGUAUGACGAGGUAAUUCAGAAGCUAACUGAUAAAUAUUACCCUUGUGGCAGAAGCAAGAAAGGGCCUUUACAUAAAAUGACUCUGAACUUGGGAAGUUUCACUGAAACCAUUAAUCCAGAAAAAUUUUCGGCUUUAAAAUAUUACAAUGACAGAAAAACUUCAGAGGCAAGAAUUUACCUUUUGUCUAAGGAAAAGAUACAUGACAUGCUUGCCAUCACAGACUCAGAAUCUGAUGAAUUGGAAGACUUUUCUCUAUUUCCUGGGAUACCAACAACAUCAGCCAAGUCCUCACCAGACCCUGAAUCAAGAACACUAGGAAAGCCUAUGGGAUCUUCUGCAGUCAUUGUUCCUAGUAGACCAUCUAUACUAGGAACACCCAUAGGUGCUUAUGGUGGAACAUCCAUAGGUGCUACUGUUGGAACACCCAUAGGUGCUACUGUUGCAACACCCAUAGGUGCUUUUGGUGGAACACCCAUAGAUGCUACUGUUGGAACACCCAUAGGUGCUUUUGGUGGAACACCCAUAGAUGCUACUGUUGGAACACCCAUAAGUGCUUUUGGUGGAACACCCAUAGGUGCUUUUGGUGGAACACCCAUAGAUGCUACUGUUGGAACACCAAUAGGUGCUACUGACCCAACACCAAGUGCAUCGUUGACAACCAAACGUAUUGUAUUUCAUGCUGAUACCCCCACAGUUACAUUCUCAUAUGACAGACGUUGUCAGAUCUGUGUCGAUCGGGAAAGGGAUUCAUACCUGUCACCAUGCGGUCACACAUUUUGUCUCGUCUGUGCAUUGCAAGUUGAAGAGAUGGGGCAAAACUGUCCAUCCUGUAGGGGAGAAAUUGACAAAGUGUGUUCCAUUUUUCUAUAACUUAAGUUAUUAUUCAUGUUGAUAGAUUGUACUUUUUUGUAAUAAGAGUGUACAUUUAUUUAAAAUGUUUGAUGUUUACAAGUUGUAGACAAACAUAUAUGCUGGUUCAAAGGAUGAGGUAGAAAGAUAGCAAAUGUUUUUGUUUGUUUUUUUCAAAUUUGGAAAAUGAGCAGUUUCAUUCAUGUUUGGGAAUGGGAAAUAUUGAGCACAUUCAAGAACCUGGAAGAUAUUGAAAUGAAAUAUCAAACACAUAGUGUUCGUUACCAAGGGCAUUCUUUACUUCAAGGGCCAAAACAUUGAAUAAUUUUUUCAGUUUUCAUAAUUUUGUGUUUUUUCCUUCCUCCAAACAGUUUGUACUAUGUGAAAUAGCAUAUAGAUUUGUUAAAUAUCUGUAUUUGAUGCAAGCAUAUGACAUUUAUGGUAUACACUUAUAUAAUUUGAUUAAAUGAACUUAAGUAUAUUAAAGGUAAAUUAUGACUUGAUUUUACUUCGUAGUGUAUAAUGUUAAAAAAAUACUUUUCACGAAAUUCAGUAUUAAUGACUAUUCUUUAAUUCACAAAAAAUAUGUUAUUAUUAGAAAAUUGACAGAAAUUGUAGUCAGUGUAUAGUGUCCAUAACCAUCAGAAAUCCAGUAAACAAGUGCAUUUUAAAGAAUUGUCUUUUCAGAAAUUAAUUUUUUAAUCAUUCCUUUAGUGCAUAUCACUUGUUCUGUGUAGAUAUUUUUAUUUUAAAGAUUUGAAAUGACUUCCUUAGUCCUGUCAAUGUCAAUAUGUCUUGUUUGUUUUCAUUGAAAUAACUUUAAUUAUAUAAAUACAUUUACAAUCUAGCAGCAUUCUGGUAUUAAAAAUGUCAAGAUUAAUAGAACAAUACAUUAAUUUGAUAUCUUACUUUUGAAAAAUGAUUCUUAAUGAUUUACUUUUGAGCUCAUUCUAGAUACCAUUUUGUAAGAGACCCAUUAUCUACAGUGAUUUAUAUUCCCAUGAAUAAUAGGUAUAAUCCUGAUGAUUUUGAUGGGUUACAUGUAUGUAUACUAAAUCACUCAUUUUAAGAGCUGUGCAGUAAUUAUAACAUUCCUAUUUUUUACUUUGCAAGAAAAAGGGUGUAAAUUUGUAAAAUGUGAAAGAUUUUUUGGUUUUUGCAUUUUGUUAUUUAGUUGUAAAACAAUCAUGUUUAUGUUCAACACUUAUGAUAGGUCAUAAGUAUUUAAGAGGUUAUAUUUACAAGUAGUGUCUGUAACCAGCACUUACCUUACUGGUUACAAAGGAUAAUUUAAACAACUUUUCAUUGUUUUUCCCAAUUAACAAAUGAGUUUUACAAAUUUCAUGCAUUAUUUAUUUAGGAUCACAAAUGGUUUGUCUAUUAUGCUAACAUUUUUUACCUCAAGUGCAACACUACUGUCCCCUUUAUUGUGUUUUACCCAAAUAUAUCAGUUGGUUACUAAUAGUUCCAUCAUACACAACAGAUGUUCUAUGUUAUGAACUUUCAGUCUGUUGGUCAUGACCUCGUUUUAAUAGUAAGUGACUUUAAAAAAAAAAGUUGUUCGUUGCAUUGUUAAUUUUUCUAUUAUUGUGAGUAAUAAGAUGUAUUUGUGGUAUCUUGGAAAAUCCUUGUGUCUGUAAAGACAGCUUUCACAUUGCCUCAUUUCAUGGAUCUGUGAACAAGUUUAGUUUUCAUGGAUCUAGUCCAUAUAUUUAGUAUAUGGAAUGGUUGUAAGGUGUACUGCAUGCAGGGGUCGAAUUUAAGCUUUUUGUGUACUGGCCAGCCGGACCAGUGGACUGAAAAUCAACUGGUCCGGCUCCAAAUCUACUGGUCCUGCUAAAAUGACAUGCAUUUGACAACUUUAUCAACUGUAAUACUUAGUAUCCCCGUAAUUGAUGUCACAGGUAAAUUGUUUUGUUAACAAACUGAGAUUGCGAAGCAAUCAGAGAUUUUUAUUGGCUAUUUUCUACUGGUCCGCCAGAUCACCAGCUGACAAAAUCUACUGGUCCGACGCAAAUUCUACUAGUCUCCGACCACCGGACCAGCGCUAAUUUCGACCCCUGACUGCAUGUCUACUAGUGUUGUCUGACCUUGACCUCAUUUUCAUGUUUAAGUGGCAGAAGUUAAUUUUUUGUGGUUUGGUUUAGUUUUGAGAUACUAAGCAGUCAUUAUAUGAUAUUUGGUUAAUGGAAUGUUUUUUAAGGUGUACACAUGUUUGUUUAGCAGUAAUCGUCUGACCUUGACCUCAUUUUUAUGGUUCAUUCAUCAAAAGUAAUCUUAUUUGGUUAACAUAAUGAGUUAUAUUUAGAUGGCAUCUGCACUUCACCUUAUUUUAAUGAUUUACUCUGGUCAAUGUUAAAUUUCUCUCUGGUAUGGUCUUUUUUUCAGAUGCAAGAAUACAUGAAUAUUUACAUAUAUACAUUAUAUUUGGUGUAUGUAAUAAUUUUAAGGUGUGUUUGUCUGUCUAGGCAGUUGCCUUCUGACCUUUACUAAUAUUUUUUUGCAGUGAAAGGCAGGGUUCAACACAUCACAACUAUCAAACUUGGGUUGUUUUUUUUCUAGCCUCUUGAUUACAUGAAACUGGAAAAGACAUUACUUGCUUUGGUGGUAUUACAUCUUUAAGUGAAAAAUUAUAUCUAGUAUAUUGAAUAUUUGUAAGUUGUCUGUCUCAUAACUUUCAUCUUGCCUUGACCUAUGCUUUAUUUAGCAAUUCAGUUUUCUGGAAUAAGUUUUUUUUUUCAAUGAUACUUGAACAUUAGGUUAACUAAAUUUUGAAUGAUUUUACAUAUAAAACCUACAUGUCUGCCUAAAAGGGUAAAUCUCACUUUGACUCCAUGUUCAUAGAUAAUUAAAAUGAUAAUGUAAUGCUUUGUUUUGAACACUUAUACAGACAAAAAAUCGGUGUGUCCACUCUUGUUACAUUGUAUAUAUAAACUGUCAACUUUGUUAAUUGAUAACAAUAUUUGUUUUUGUUAUAUUUACAUAAUGCAAGGUAUGCAAGCAUUGUUCUGUGAUUUUUUUAUAGGCUGACUGCUAAAAAUUUGCAUUCUUUUAUGGCCAUCAUGUUGUUAAUGUUGUCUGUAGACAAUUGGUUACAUCAAGCUUGGAAAAGCAUUUAAUUAUUUACAUUUAAUCACUUUUUUAAAACAUUUAUAUGCUGCAAAGUCUGCGUGAUUUUUAUAC